AAUGCAGACUCAAAAAUUUACUUGGAUUAUUUUGCUGGCCAUCUGCUUUUGUGGAUGUGCACAGGUUAAAGCUACUGCCAUUAAGACGCCCAGGCUCCCAGAAAACUUAACAGAUUUUAAAUGUGAGGAGGAAGACGUUGGAUAUCAAUUCAACCUGACAGAGCUGGCUGGAUACUGGUAUGAGGCUGCCCGAAUGCCCAACGUCCAGGUGAUGGAGUGUCUCAAUGUCUCAGUUCCCUCUACGAUCGAGAGAAACAACCUAUCGCUGGAAUUGAACUACGUCAGCACGGUUAACAGCGGUUGGAAUUUCACCAAGGAGGAGGUCAGCUUUCCCUGGACCAACUCCACCCAGUACGGCAUCUUCAAUCUUGACGCGGGCAGCGUAUCUUACAAGCUGGUCACCACGGACUACGUUUCCAUCGCCGUACUCUGCGGCUACGGUAGCUCCUCGGUCAUCCCGAUCUUCAAGCUCUUCACUCGAACUCGCGAGGUUAGCCAGGAGAUCUACGAACUGAUCAAUACCCAGGCCGAGCAAUAUGGAUAUGAAUCCCUGAUUUCGUGGGAGAAGCAAUCGCUUGAGGAGUGCGGUGGAUCCAGUGGGCAAGCUCCUUUGGCUGCUCUAAUGGUUCUCAUCACUUUUUGCUGUGGUUUUUCAGUUUUGUUUCAAGCUGGCUUCUAAAUAGA
Molecule: messenger RNA, 684 nt
Organism: Drosophila rhopaloa
Lineage: Eukaryota; Metazoa; Arthropoda; Insecta; Diptera; Drosophilidae
Exons: 2
Coding region: 2-679 (225 amino acids)
Source: RefSeq, a predicted model, not a curated record